AUCUGGGAGAAUCGCACAGGGGAGCUACGUUUCGUCCGGCUGGAGGCGAAGCAGAGGAGGGGCAGAUAUGGAAAAUGUUGGAUUGCGAAGCGAUGACCUUGGUUGAUCGCGGAAAACGCGGUAGCCAAAUUUACACUGUUAUGAGGUGUUAAGAGUGGGUGCAAAAUUGGUAUGGGUGCAUCACUUUUCAGAAAUUGCACCCGAAUGCCGCCGAUUCGAGAAUCGCAAACACUAGCCGCGACCUGCAAGAGCGCUGUCGUCGCAUGCCACCUCCUUCGUGGCCUUCUCUGUCCAUUUGUCGCCUCAUCAACGGCUUGAUUGUUUGUGACUUUGUGGCUAACGGCUUCGCAUGAGUUGGGAUAUUUCGUAGUGGACUAGUCGUGCAUGCGCUGGACUGGGGAGUAGCAUAUGAGCUAGAGAUUAAUCAAAUUUGGGCCACAGCACUAACAAUGAAAUUCUCAAAAAAUUAGGCCAUCCAUUCUUUUGGGCACUGUGCAAUAGAACAAAGGCACACGCGCUCAACUCCAAAGGACAGCGUUCAAGGUGGGACUAUUUCGGGAGAAUCAAGUUCAACAGAUUUUGUAUCCCAGCAAUUAUGCACAGCACUCCUUGUAUAAGGAAAAAAUAAGAAAAAAUGGACCAAAAUAAGAGGAGUAAUGAUUUGGUUGCAGUGAUGAAUCAUAAAUAAGUUGCAAGGGGUCAUUCCUUUUGGAUCCUGGAGAAUUGUCGUCGAUUUGACACAGAAUAAAAGAUGCAUUUUUUCCAUUCCAAGCUGAGGGUAUUGUGCUAUAGCACAUACAUCAUUCAUAGGAUGAUGACUAAGGAGACAAUAAGCUAUGCAAGAAGAAACACAUUGUUGGAGAUUGAGUCCACAGCUCAGACAUGGUGGAAAGAAGCCAAUGUUUUCAAAGCUGAUUCUUGUGAGGAGCCUCCUCAACUUAGGAAAAAGUUCUUUGGCAAUAUUCCUUUCCCUUAUAUGAAUGGUGUCUUACAUCUCGGACAUGGCUUCUCGAUUUCAAAGCUCGAAUUUGCAGCUGCAUACCAUAGACUUAAUGGUAUGAAUGUGUUGCUGCCAUUUGCUUUUCACUGCACUGGCAUGCCAAUCAAGGCAGCAGCUGAUAAAAUUGCAAGGGAAAUCCAACAGUAUGGUGAUCCUCCACUCUUUCCUAACAUAAAAGAGAAUAAUAGGCUCAAGUACCAGUGGGAGAUUAUGCAUGAUCUUGGCAUUCAAGACAAUGAAAUAUCAAAGUUUCAAGAUCCACAAAAAUGGUUGAGUUACUUUCCUCAUGUUGCCAUGGAUGAUCUUAAGGCCUUCGGGUUAGGUUGUGACUGGAGACGGUCCUUUGUUACUACAGAAAUAAACCCAUUUUUUGAUUCAUUUGUAAGGUGGCAAAUGAACAAGCUGAAAUCAAUGGGGAAGAUAGUUAAGGAAGCUCGGCAUACAAUAUACUCUCCUUUAGAUGGUCAACCAUGUGCAGACCAUGACAGAGCAAUAGGGGAAGGAGUUCAACCUCAGGAAUACACCCUCAUAAAGAUGGAGAUGGUGGCACCAUUCAAUUCUCCGAAGAUGAAAGCAGCUUUGGAGGGUAAAAAUGUAUUUUUGGCUGCCCUGACUUCGAGGCCCGAAACGAUGUAUGGGUUGACAAAUGCAUGGGUGUCACCCGAGGGUCGAUACGGAGCCUUUGAAAUCAAUGAUACUGAUGUUUUGGUGCUUUGCCAUCGAGCUGCUCUUAACCUUGCAUACCAGGGGCUAUCUAAAGUCCCCGAGCAGACCAGUUGCUUACUCGAGCUGACAGGAUAUGAUUUGAUUGGACUCCCUUUGAAAUUCCCAAUGUCAUUUCGCCAAAUUCUUUAUGUUCUUCCAAUGCCGGCAACAACGAACACCCAGAUUGUUGACAAGGGAACAGGAAUUCUAACCAGUGUACCUAGUGAUGUGCCCCUCGAUUACAUCUGGUUGCACAACUUGAAAAUGAAGCCUAAUCUUAGAAACAAGUAUGCCUUGAAAGAUGAAUGGGUGCUUCCGUUAGAGAUUACACCGAUCAUAUUUGUUGACGGGUUUGGUGAUGAAGCUGCUGCAGAGAAAGUUUGUAAGGAUAUGAAAAUUAUUAGUCAGAAUGAAAAGGUGAAGCUUGAAGAAGCAGCAAAACUAAUUGAUUCACUCGAGGGAAAGCUGCUUGUUGGGGAAUAUGCGGGAAAGCGAAUCAACAUAGUAAAGCCACUGAUCAGCAAAUCACUGAUUGAAACACAGCAAGCAAUUCUAUAUUACGAACCGGCGAGUCAAGUCAUAUCAAGAUCCGGUGAUGAAUGCAUUGUGGCUUUGACAGAGCAAUGGUUUAUCACAUAUGGUGAAGUUGAGUGGAAGAAAAUGGCCGAGGAAUGCUUGUUGAGCAUGAAAUUAUACUCUGACGAAGCUAGACACUGGUUUGAGCAUUCAUUAAGUUGGCUUAACAAAUGGGCAUGCUCACGAUCAUUUGGGCUUGGAACUCGGAUCCCUUGGGAUGAACAGUUUCUUGUGGAGUCACUUUCUGAUUCUUCUCUAUAUAUGGCUUACUACACUGUUUCUCAUCUUCUGCAUGGAGGUGAUAUUUAUGGUUCACGAUCGAACUCAUCCAUAAGACCCGAACAAAUGACAGGCGAUGUUUGGGACUUCGUUUUUAGUAGCGGUCCAUACCCUAAAUCCUCUGAUAUUCCUUCUUCAGUUCUCAAUCAGAUGAAACAAGAGUUUGAAUACUGGUAUCCUUUUGAUCUCAGGGUUUCAGGCAAGGAUCUUAUUCAAAAUCAUUUAAUGUUCUGCAUAUACAAUCACACGGCACUCUUGCCCAAGAACCAUUGGCCUCGUGGCUUCAGGUGCAAUGGUCACCUCAUGUUGAAUGCUAAGAAAAUGGCCAAGGGUAAUGGGAACUUCAUGACUUUGCGCGAUAGUCUUGGAGAGUACGGUGCUGAUGCCAUCAGAUUUGCUCUAGCUGAUGCUGGUGAUGGUCUUGAUGAUGCAAAUUUUUCGUCAAGUGUUGCCAAUGCUGCAGUUUUGCGGCUUACUAAAGAACUCUCAUGGAUCAAAGAGGUCAUGGAUACCACCGAGUCGUCUUUAAGGGUAGGAGGUAAAUAUACAUUUGCAGAUCGGGUUUUUAAUAAUGAGAUGAAUAUUGCAGUAAGAAAUACAAAAGUCAACUAUGAGCGUUACAUGUUCCGUGAGGCUCUGAAGACGGGGUUUUACAAUCUUCAAGCUUCGCGAGAUGAAUACAGAUUGAUGUGUGGUCCGACCAGGAUGAACCGUGAUCUCCUGUUGCGAUUUGUAGAUGUCCAAGUCCGUCUUAUCACACCUAUAUGUCCUCAUUUUGCUGAGUAUGUUUGGAGGACACUUUUAAAGAAAGAAGGGUUCGUAGUUAAAGCGUCGGGUUGGCCUAAAGCUGAAGAGCCAGAUUUAAAUCUUAAGUGGGCGAAUAAGUAUAUGCAGGAGUUGAUAUCCCGGAUAAGAAAAUUGCUUCGUAAAAAAAUGUCAAAGAAGGGAAGCAAUGCGGAGAAGUUGGGGGUGGUAGUUGUAGUGGUUGUGAAAGAGGAAUUUGAUGGAUGGAACGCAGAAUGCUUGAAAAUAUUGCGGGGCAAGUAUAAUAAGGAGAAAGGUUGUUUUGCACCCAAUAGAGAAAUAAUGAAUGCCUUGGAAAAGAGCUCUCUAUCUCAGCCUCUGGAGCUUUGCAUGCCUUUUAUAAGAUUCAAGCAAGAUGAGACUUCUGAAUUUGGCAUUGGAGCUUUGGAGUCGAAACUACCUUUUGAAGAGAUGAAGUUACUUGAAGAAAACUUAGAGCUAAUCAAGACACAAGCUGGCGUUGAAAAUAUGCAACUCUGCUCUGUAAAUGACCUAAAUGCUCUAACAGACAGAGCCAGUGACCUUGCAGAUUUAAAUCCUCCUUCUCCAGGAAAUCCUACUCCCAUAAUCAUGUUCAUGAAGGUGGAGCAACAGUUGACACUUUGACGUAGGGGUGAGCACAAAAAGGGAAAUCGAUGGAGACUGUCCCGAUACCAACCCGAAAAAUCUGUUUUCUAUCAUGCAAUAAAAUUGUAACAUUGGAUAAUUGUUUGUUGACGUUCAUAUUGGUUUGGUGUCUUUGAUUUAUCUUUAGAUAUAUAAGAGGUGCAAACUUCCAGGAAUGAUUAGAGGUUUUUUUUGGGUGAUAUAAUUAGAGGCUGGCUGCUUGAAAUUAGAUACUCAAAGUUGAUAAACCCUAUAUUUAUGUGUUAU
Cuscuta campestris is the source of this 4237-nucleotide messenger RNA. NCBI's taxonomy places the organism in Eukaryota, Viridiplantae, Streptophyta, Magnoliopsida, Solanales, Convolvulaceae. The record is from the annotation of a GenBank genome assembly.